AUGGCUCGAUACCUAACGCCCGCGAAAAUUGGGCUUCUGGCUCUCGUGGAGCUGUACACACACGAAGCAGUCCCAAGUGAUGCCGUGCUGCCAGUUCUCUCCUUCAUCACGUCACAUCUCUUGGAUCACGACUCUACAGAUCCAUUGUCGUCACAAGAGGCAAGGUGGGCAAAAGCCGAGCGUACUGUGAGCUUGGUUAUCACCAUCAAAGAUUUUGAAAAGCUUCUUGCCAGCUAUCCCUUCUUGAUGGGAAUGCCUGGUCGGAAGCUCUGGGACCAGUUCCUCGGGAAGCUUUGGAAAAUCAAUUCCCUCGACGGUUUGCAUGAGUUUUUCGACAGAAUCACAGAAAUGCUGGUCAGAGCAAAAGAGGAGCGCCGCAAAGAUGACGGUGACGACCCUGACCAUGUGGAUAAUCGAAUCAAACUGUCACGCAACUCACCAUUCGGAGCAUUCAUUCGCAGAUCACGCCUAGAAUACCAACGACUCCGUUUUAAUGACUUUGCGGAACUUUGGAAAGCAUUUGUUCGAUAUCGCCAGCCUACUGCCCAUUAUUUGAGGAGGAAGAACCCCAACUUUGCCCGUUUAAGUUUCGACAACGUCCUCUUGCUAGGGGAGCAAGAAGACUGGGAUUCGGCAAGCGUGUCUGCCUUGGCGACAAUUGCAUACGGUGAUAUGCUCACUGGGGAUGAGAGUAGCACCAUUCCGGUGAGCACCGACGAUGUGGAGUCGCUGCUCGAGUUCCAGAUCGAACAGAUGCAAAAAUAUGGAAACAGGAUUCCUUUGGAAAUACGACACCAGUUUCAUGAUCUCCUGCACGACAGCUUUCUCGUCCCUAGUCUUACACAUUAUUUGAGCUUUCUUGAUGCGUGGAGGUCUGGCGACUACCCUACUGCAUUCGAUUUCCUGCAUCGAUAUUUCGACUAUACCAUGCAAUACCGAGACAGACUGUUUUACCAGUAUGCGCUCAUGAAUUUGGCUGUUUUGCAGGCAGAUUUCGGGUGCCACCAGGAAGCCGUAGCGGCCAUGCUGGAGACAGUUUCAACAGCACGAGAAAAUCGGGACAUGACAUGCCUCAACUUUGCAUUGAAUUGGCUUUUUCAUUUUGGUCGGGCACAUCCCAAUUUGGUCCGUGAUUUGGAGUCGAACAGUUUAUUGGGCGCCGGCAAGGAAAGUCUCGCCUUCUUAAGGGUAAAGGCCAAAGAGUCCGGCAUGUGGACUCUUUGGAGUUCCGUGCUCCUAAGCGAGGCCAAACUAGGGCUCAUCAACGGAGACAGCGUUGCAACGUCCCUGGAGUACAUGGUCCGAAGCUCACAAGUCAUUGUUGAGAGGAACAUGAAGACCAUGUUCGGCUCCCAGCUGUCAUUGUACUCUGCAUUAUGGAGCCGACUCGGUCUCACACAAUUGUCAACCCUGACGUCUGAAAUUUUUCUGCGGUGUCACGGACGGCACGCGGUAUUUGACGAUGAACUGAAACAUACCUGCCGCAUAGCGCUGACGCUCUCCGAUCGUGGUCGAUAUGACGAAGGUCUCCAAUACCUGGAGAGACUCGAUGAGAACUCGCUGCGCUCAUGGAAGCCCAGCCAGUACUGGUACAAGUACAGGGCAAUCAUAAAACUGAAAAAAGACUUGCAUCACAACAACUUGGAUGGUGCCGAAGAGCUGCUCCGCCAGCUCUUGCAGUCAACUUCGGAUGACCUGGAGCCUGACAUGACCUUCAUUAUCGACUCGCUACACAUAGACUGCCUGAUCCGCCGAGGCGAUCUACAGAAAGCGUUCCGAAAGGUGGAAAGCUUGAUGUCCAAGUUGCGUGACGAGAACAAGGACAUUGCGCUACGCGUGAAGCUUCUCCUCAUAAAGGUUGCUCUGCUAGACAAAUGUGGCCGCCCGCAAAGAGCCUUUUCAACGGCCUUCCGCGCUACAAACAUUGCAUGGCGCGCACGGCUGAUUCCCUGCCUCUGGCAAGCCAUUGGCGCCCUGUCCAACAUCCUCGUAUCUUUGGGCGAGUUCGAAGCAGCCAUACAGCUCCUCGUCGCAGUCUUGCCGCGGGCUUUGGAGUGCCAGUCGUCGUCGCUCUCGGCUCAGCUCUACGCGUUCCUUGCCGACGCAAACAUGGGCAUGGCGGGCAACAUGCCGCCAAAGUCACCCAAGCGAAUCGAACACAUGACCAGAGCAUUAUCCGCCGUGCAAAAGGCAUUUGCUCACUACUCGGCGAUCGAGGAUAUCAAGAGCCAAUGUGAAAUGAUGGCCAAAAAGGCAAUGAUUAUGAAACUGACAGGAGAAGUGGCACUAGCUGCAGACUAUGCGGCAGCGUAUGUAAAAUUACGAAGAACAGCCGAGUCACUGAGUCUUGGACGGUGA
Molecule: messenger RNA, 2358 nt
Organism: Metarhizium album ARSEF 1941
Lineage: Eukaryota; Fungi; Ascomycota; Sordariomycetes; Hypocreales; Clavicipitaceae
Product: anaphase-promoting complex protein
Exons: 3
Coding region: 1-2358 (785 amino acids)
Biological process (GO): protein K11-linked ubiquitination; anaphase-promoting complex-dependent catabolic process; positive regulation of mitotic metaphase/anaphase transition
Cellular component (GO): anaphase-promoting complex
Molecular function (GO): protein binding
Source: RefSeq, a predicted model, not a curated record